ACCCCAUCUCAACUGCAAACUACUCCAAAGCACUUCCUUCCACAUUCAACCUCAAACUUCCACCACAGCACUACACAGCAUGGCCAUCAAAAACCUCACGGCUCUCAUAACUGGUGGCUGUGGCCAAAUCGGCCUCGCCAUCACGGAGUAUUUGCAAUCCCAUCAUCCGAGCACCAAAAUUCACAUUCUCGACAUCUCAACACCCAUCAAGCCAUCCCCAGGCGUAAUUUACCACAUAGGCAGCAUCACCGAUGCUUCCGUAACCUCCUCUCAAUUCUCUCUCGUCAAACCAGAAAUCGUGUUUCACACAGCCGGACUCAUUCCAUCAAUCGCGGCACGUUUGGGGAUGGAUGAGGAAAAAGAUUUUAUGAAUGUUAAUUUGGAAGGUACGAGGAUUGUCUUAGAGGAAGCGAAGAAGGCCGGAGCGAAGGCUUUUGUGUACACAAGUAGUGCGGACGUGAUGAAGGGAAAUAGUUGGCAGGAUCUGAGGGGGGUUGAUGAGGAGAUGCCGAUCUCUGAGGUAUUUGAUAAUCCAUAUGGGAAGUCAAAGGCACUAGCGGAAUCCUUGGUCCUCUCCGCCUCCUCACCCACUUUCCCUACCACCGCACUCCGAGCCCAUGCAGUCUUCAGCGCAAAAGACACCAACCUCCUCCCCCUCAUGCUCGCCGCACCAAGGAACCUACAUCUUGGGCCAGGAACAAACCUCUACGAUUUCACCUAUGCGCCAAAUCUUGCUCACGCCCACGUUCUCGCAGCUAUCAACCUCCUCACAACCACCUCAGCCCCAAGGUCGGCAGCAGGGAAAGCGUUUUUUAUCACAAAUUCUGAGUCCCUCCCAUUUCGAGUGUUCUCGAAGCUGUUGUGGACAGUAUUUGAUGGGAAAGAGCCUGGGAAGGGAAUCACAGUGCCGACGAAUGUAGCGGUAGUGAUGGUUUGGUUAUCAGAGAAGAUUGCGGGGUGGACGGGCAAGAAGCCUGUAUUGACGACCAAGGAUUUGGGGGAUAGCUUGGCUGAGAGAUGGUUUGACUGUGGGAGGGCAAAAGAAAUUUUAGGGUAUGUGCCGCAGGUGAGUAUCAAGGAUGCGUUGGUGGAAGCGGCUGAGGAGAAGAGGAGGUUGGGCAAAGCAGCGACAGCUGUCGCGGAGAUUGGCUAGCGGUGCGUGUUGAUCUUUCAUGAUAUAAAGUUUAGCAUGGAAGAUAACCUGCAACAGUGGAAAUGUGGAAAUAAUACAAAAAGGUUCUUCUUUACUUUGAAAAUAAGAGAGGGAGAUCCUCCCCAGUAAAUGGAGGAAGACUUUGCAAAAGCAUUGAGGC
Hyaloscypha bicolor E is the source of this 1313-nucleotide messenger RNA. Its product is annotated as NAD(P)-binding protein. Gene Ontology annotation, molecular function: 3-beta-hydroxy-Delta5-steroid dehydrogenase (NAD+) activity. NCBI's taxonomy places the organism in Eukaryota, Fungi, Ascomycota, Leotiomycetes, Helotiales, Hyaloscyphaceae. Bases 80 to 1153 code for a protein of 357 amino acids. Gene Ontology annotation, biological process: steroid biosynthetic process. The record is from RefSeq and is a predicted model, not a curated record. The transcript has 2 exons.